Messenger RNA from Diceros bicornis minor, 7017 nucleotides. RefSeq names its product deleted in malignant brain tumors 1 protein-like. Gene Ontology annotation, cellular component: membrane. NCBI's taxonomy places the organism in Eukaryota, Metazoa, Chordata, Mammalia, Perissodactyla, Rhinocerotidae. The record is from RefSeq and is a predicted model, not a curated record.
AUGAAGGCCGGGCAUUUUGUCCCUCAGAAGGGACAGACAGUGAAAUCUCCGUGCUUUCCUCUAGAUGUGGCCUUGAGGCUGGUGAACGGAGAGGGCCGGUGUCAGGGCCGGGUGGAGGUCCUGUACCGGGGCUCGUGGGGCACCGUGUGUGACGACGACUGGGACACCAAUGACGCCAACGUGGUGUGCAGGCAGCUGGGCUGUGGCCAGGCCACGUCCGCCCCAGGAAGUUCCCGCUUCGGUCAGGGCUCAGGGCCUAUUGUCCUGGACGACUUGGGCUGCUCGGGACACGAGUCCUACCUGUGGAGCUGCCCCCACAACGGCUGGCUCUCGCACAACUGCGGCCACAGGGAAGACGCCAGCGUCAUCUGCUCAGGUGGGCCUCCAAGAGGUGGUACAAAUGAUGCAGCACAGGGCAGAGGCACAAUAGUAAAGAUGCCUGUCCUUCUCCAACCUUGGGCUUUCCACUGUGUCGAUGCGGGUUUGCCUCUGAGGCUGAUGAAUGGAGGUGACUGCUGUCAGGGCCGGGGAGGCCACUGGGGCACCGUGUGUGACGACAGCUGGAACACCCAUGACGCAGAUGUCGUCUGUCAGCAGCUCGGCUGUGGCCAUUCAGUGUUGUCCCUGGGCGGGGCCUGCUUUGGUCAGGGCUCAGGGAACAUUCUUUUUGGUGCAGUGUACUGCUCUGGAUGGGAGCCCUACCUCAACUGCCCUCACAGCAGGCGGUACCACCAUGAAUGUGGCCACAGGGAAGACUCCGGAGUCCUGUGUUCAGGGAUGGAACCCGGUUUGGCCCUGAGGCUGGUGAACGGAGAGGGCCGGUGUCAGGGCCGGGUGGAGGUCCUGUUCCGGGGCUCGUGGGGCACUGUGUGUGACGACAACUGGGACACCAAUGACGCCAACGUGGUGUGCAGGCAGCUCGACUGUGGCCCAGCUCUGUCAGCGCCAGGAAGUGCCCGCUUCGGUCAUGGCUCAGGGCCUAUUGUCCUGGACGACGUGGGCUGCUCUGGAAACGAGUCCUACCUGUGGAGCUGCCCCCACAACGGCUGGCUCUCGCACAACUGCGGCCACGGGGAAGACGCCAGCGUCAUCUGCUCAGCCACCCUCCCCCAGCUAGAAAUGCUGUGCCUUCCUCUAGGGACCGAAUCGGGUUUAGCCCUGAGGCUGCGGAACGCAGGUGAUCGGUGUCAGGGGCAGGUGGAGGUCCUGUCCCAGGGUUCCCGGGGCACGGUGUCUGAUGCCAGCUGGGACAUCAAUGAGGCCAACGUGGUCCUCAGGCAGCUCGACUGUGGCCCAGCUUUCAACAACCAUGGAAAGCACUUCUGUGGAGACGCAGACGCCAACAGCCCCUUCCUUGCGAGGUUCCGCUCUGACCGGAAGACAGGCCCACAGUCCCCAGUCCACCCUGAGCGCAGCCACACCCACUUCCGAAGAUCUGGGCGCCCCAGGCGGGCCUUCUGGGUGUCCAGCAGGGCUUACAGCCACUCAGGAGGGCAGCAGAGGCAGUUUGGAACAGGAGCAUCUAACCGAAUCUCUCUGGAUGCCCGGCAUUUUGUCCCUCAGAAGGGACAGACAGUGAAAUCUCCGUGCUUUCCUCUAGAUGUGGCCUUGAGGCUGGUGAACGGAGAGGGCCGGUGUCAGGGCCGGGUGGAGGUCCUGUACCGGGGCUCGUGGGGCACCGUGUGUGACGACGGCUGGGACACCAAUGAUGCCAACGUGGUGUGCAGGCAGCUGGGCUGUGGCCAGGCCACGUCCGCCCCAGGAAGUGCCCGCUUCGGUCAUGGCUCAGGGCCUAUUGUCCUGGACGAAGUAGGCUGCUCAGGACACGAGUCCUACCUGUGGAGCUGCCCCCACAACGGCUGGCUCUCGCACAACUGCGGCCACGGGGAAGACGCCAGCGUCAUCUGCUCAGGUGGGCCUCCAAGAGGUAGUACAAAGGAUGUAGCACAGGGCAGAGGCACAAUAAGGCCUGAGACCUUGUCUCUCAUCCCGCUCCCCCCCACUCUCUGCUCCUCCUUGGCCGAUGUGGCCUUGAGGCUGGUGAACGGAGAGGGCCGGUGUCAGGGCCGGGUGGAGGUCCUGUACCGGGGCUCGUGGGGCACCGUGUGUGACGACGGCUGGGACACCAAUGAUGCCAACGUGGUGUGCAGGCAGCUGGGCUGUGGCCAGGCCACGUCCGCCCCAGGAAGUGCCCGCUUCGGUCAUGGCUCAGGGCCUAUUGUCCUGGACGAAGUAGGCUGCUCAGGACACGAGUCCUACCUGUGGAGCUGCCCCCACAACGGCUGGCUCUCGCACAACUGCGGCCACGGGGAAGACGCCAGCGUCAUCUGCUCAGGUGGGCCUCCAAGAGGUACUCUAGUGGAUUGGUUGGAACAUACGAGAGAAAUGCUGUGCCUUCCUCUAGGGACCGAAUCGGGUUUAGCCCUGAGGCUGCGGAACGCAGGUGAUCGGUGUCAGGGGCAGGUGGAGGUCCUGUCCCAGGGUUCCCGGGGCACGGUGUCUGAUGCCAGCUGGGACAUCAAUGAGGCCAACGUGGUCCUCAGGCAGCUCGACUGUGGCCCAGCUUUGUCAGCCAACAACCAUGGAAAGCACUUCUGUGGAGACGCAGACGCCAACAGCCCCUUCCUUGCGAGGUUCCGCUCUGACCGGAAGACAGGCCCACAGUCCCCAGUCCACCCUGAGCGCAGCCACACCCACUUCCGAAGAUCUGGGCGCCCCAGGCGGGCCUUCUGGGUGUCCAGCAGGGCUUACAGCCACUCAGGAGGGCAGCAGAGGCAGUUUGGAACAGGAGCAUCUAACCGAAUCUCUCUGGAUGCCCGGCAUUUUGUCCCUCAGAAGGGACAGACAGUGAAAUCUCCGUGCUUUCCUCUAGAUGUGGCCUUGAGGCUGGUGAACGGAGAGGGCCGGUGUCAGGGCCGGGUGGAGGUCCUGUACCGGGGCUCGUGGGGCACCGUGUGUGACGACGGCUGGGACACCAAUGAUGCCAACGUGGUGUGCAGGCAGCUGGGCUGUGGCCAGGCCACGUCCGCCCCAGGAAGUGCCCGCUUCGGUCAUGGCUCAGGGCCUAUUGUCCUGGACGAAGUAGGCUGCUCAGGACACGAGUCCUACCUGUGGAGCUGCCCCCACAACGGCUGGCUCUCGCACAACUGCGGCCACGGGGAAGACGCCAGCGUCAUCUGCUCAGUAGCUCACGCUUGGUCCAUCCCGGGCAGUGAUUCUCUCGGGGAUCUUUAAAUGCUGUGCCUUCCUCUAGGGACCGAAUCGGGUUUAGCCCUGAGGCUGCGGAACGCAGGUGAUCGGUGUCAGGGGCAGGUGGAGGUCCUGUCCCAGGGUUCCCGGGGCACGGUGUCUGAUGCCAGCUGGGACAUCAAUGAGGCCAACGUGGUCCUCAGGCAGCUCGACUGUGGCCCAGCUUUGUCAGCCAACAACCAUGGAAAGCACUUCUGUGGAGACGCAGACGCCAACAGCCCCUUCCUUGCGAGGUUCCGCUCUGACCGGAAGACAGGCCCACAGUCCCCAGUCCACCCUGAGCGCAGCCACACCCACUUCCGAAGAUCUGGGCGCCCCAGGCGGGCCUUCUGGGUGUCCAGCAGGGCUUACAGCCACUCAGGAGGGCAGCAGAGGCAGUUUGGAACAGGAGCAUCUAACCGAAUCUCUCUGGAUGCCCGGCAUUUUGUCCCUCAGAAGGGACAGACAGUGAAAUCUCCGUGCUUUCCUCUAGAUGUGGCCUUGAGGCUGGUGAACGGAGAGGGCCGGUGUCAGGGCCGGGUGGAGGUCCUGUACCGGGGCUCGUGGGGCACCGUGUGUGACGACGGCUGGGACACCAAUGAUGCCAACGUGGUGUGCAGGCAGCUGGGCUGUGGCCAGGCCACGUCCGCCCCAGGAAGUGCCCGCUUCGGUCAUGGCUCAGGGCCUAUUGUCCUGGACGAAGUAGGCUGCUCAGGACACGAGUCCUACCUGUGGAGCUGCCCCCACAACGGCUGGCUCUCGCACAACUGCGGCCACGGGGAAGACGCCAGCGUCAUCUGCUCAGGUGGGCCUCCAAGAGGUAAUGUGGCCUUGAGGCUGGUGAACGGAGAGGGCCGGUGUCAGGGCCGGGUGGAGGUCCUGUACCGGGGCUCGUGGGGCACCGUGUGUGACGACGGCUGGGACACCAAUGAUGCCAACGUGGUGUGCAGGCAGCUGGGCUGUGGCCAGGCCACGUCCGCCCCAGGAAGUGCCCGCUUCGGUCAUGGCUCAGGGCCUAUUGUCCUGGACGAAGUAGGCUGCUCAGGACACGAGUCCUACCUGUGGAGCUGCCCCCACAACGGCUGGCUCUCGCACAACUGCGGCCACGGGGAAGACGCCAGCGUCAUCUGCUCAGGUGGGCCUCCAAGAGGUACUCUAGUGGAUUGGUUGGAACAUACGAGAGAAAUGCUGUGCCUUCCUCUAGGGACCGAAUCGGGUUUAGCCCUGAGGCUGCGGAACGCAGGUGAUCGGUGUCAGGGGCAGGUGGAGGUCCUGUCCCAGGGUUCCCGGGGCACGGUGUCUGAUGCCAGCUGGGACAUCAAUGAGGCCAACGUGGUCCGCAGGCAGCUUGACUGUGGCCCAGCUUUGUCAGCCAACAACCAUGGAAAGCACUUCUGUGGAGACGCAGACGCCAACAGCCCCUUCCUUGCGAGGUUCCGCUCUGACCGGAAGACAGGCCCACAGUCCCCAGUCCACCCUGAGCGCAGCCACACCCACUUCCGAAGAUCUGGGCGCCCCAGGCGGGCCUUCUGGGUGUCCAGCAGGGCUUACAGCCACUCAGGAGGGCAGCAGCGGCAGUUUGGAACAGGAGCAUCUAACCGAAUCUCUCUGGAUGCCCGGCAUUUUGUCCCUCAGAAGGGACAGACAGUGAAAUCUCCGUGCUUUCCUCUAGAUGUGGCCUUGAGGCUGGUGAACGGAGAGGGCCGGUGUCAGGGCCGGGUGGAGGUCCUGUACCGGGGCUCGUGGGGCACCGUGUGUGACGACGGCUGGGACACCAAUGAUGCCAACGUGGUGUGCAGGCAGCUGGGCUGUGGCCAGGCCACGUCCGCCCCAGGAAGUGCCCGCUUCGGUCAUGGCUCAGGGCCUAUUGUCCUGGACGAAGUAGGCUGCUCAGGACACGAGUCCUACCUGUGGAGCUGCCCCCACAACGGCUGGCUCUCGCACAACUGCGGCCACGGGGAAGACGCCAGCGUCAUCUGCUCAGGGACCGAAUCGGGUUUAGCCCUGAGGCUGCGGAACGCAGGUGAUCGGUGUCAGGGGCAGGUGGAGGUCCUGUCCCAGGGUUCCCGGGGCACGGUGUCUGAUGCCAGCUGGGACAUCAAUGAGGCCAACGUGGUCCUCAGGCAGCUCGACUGUGGCCCAGCUUUCAACAACCAUGGAAAGCACUUCUGUGGAGACGCAGACGCCAACAGCCCCUUCCUUGCGAGGUUCCGCUCUGACCGGAAGACAGGCCCACAGUCCCCAGUCCACCCUGAGCGCAGCCACACCCACUUCCGAAGAUCUGGGCGCCCCAGGCGGGCCUUCUGGGUGUCCAGCAGGGCUUACAGCCACUCAGGAGGGCAGCAGCGGCAGUUUGGAACAGGAGCAUCUAACCGAAUCUCUCUGGAUGCCCGGCAUUUUGUCCCUCAGAAGGGACAGACAGUGAAAUCUCCGUGCUUUCCUCUAGAUGUGGCCUUGAGGCUGGUGAACGGAGAGGGCCGGUGUCAGGGCCGGGUGGAGGUCCUGUACCGGGGCUCGUGGGGCACCGUGUGUGACGACGGCUGGGACACCAAUGAUGCCAACGUGGUGUGCAGGCAGCUGGGCUGUGGCCAGGCCACGUCCGCCCCAGGAAGUGCCCGCUUCGGUCAUGGCUCAGGGCCUAUUGUCCUGGACGAAGUAGGCUGCUCAGGACACGAGUCCUACCUGUGGAGCUGCCCCCACAACGGCUGGCUCUCGCACAACUGCGGCCACGGGGAAGACGCCAGCGUCAUCUGCUCAGAAUAUGUGGCCUUGAGGCUGGUGAACGGAGAAGGCCGGUGUCAGGGCCGGGUGGAGGUCCUGUACCGGGGCUCGUGGGGCACCGUGUGUGACGACGACUGGGACACCCAUGACGCCAACGUGGUGUGCAGGCAGCUCGACUGUGGCCCAGCUCUGUCAGCGCCAGGAAGCGCCCGCUUUGGUCAGGGCUCAGGGCGUAUUGUCUUGGACAAUGUGGGCUGCUCUGGAAACGAGUCCUACCUGUGGAGCUGCCCUCACAACGGCUGGCUCUCGCACAACUGCGGCCACGGGGAAGACGCCAGCGUCAUCUGCUCAGCCUCCCAACUUCCACCCACUCUCCUCCCAGAACAACUCCAUCCAACAGUCGAUUUUGGGACCGAACCGAGUUUGGCCGUGCGGCUGGUGAACGGAGGUGACCGGUGUCAGGGCCGGGUGGAGGUCCUGUACCGAGGCUCGUGGGACACCGUGUGUGACGACGCCUGGGGCACCAACGACGCCGACGUGCUGUGCAGGCAGCUGGGCUGUGGCCGGGCCACGUCGGCCCCAGGAAGUGCCCGCUUCGGUCAGGGCUCGGGGCCGAUUCUCCUGGACAACGUGGGCUGCUCAGGACACGAGUCCGACCUGUGGAGCUGCAGCCACAACGGCUGGAACAGCCACAACUGUGGUCACCACGAGGAUGCCGGUGUCGUCUGCUCAGCCUCACAGACCACACUGACAGUUGUCCCACUUUGGUGGGGGAUGGGGGUUUGUUUUUCUCCCAAAGACUGGCUUGCUGUGCAGUUGGUGGAAGGUUCUGGAAGGUGUUCUGGCUGUGUCAAGUUGUAUUUUGAAGGCGUAUGGUCCACCGUGUGCGAUGCCCUGUGGGACAAGAAUGAAGCACAGGUGGUGUGCCGGCACCUGGACUGUGGGACAGCUGUCUCUGCCCCCAGAGAGGCCCACUUUGGCCAGGGCUCUGGCCACAUUCUUCUGGACAAUGUGCAGUGUUCUGGGACCAAGGCCUAUCUGGGGCAGUGCUCCCAUGCCGGCUGGUGA